This is a messenger RNA of Salmo salar (Atlantic salmon), 5717 nucleotides long. It is a transcript of the gene fmnl3, whose product is annotated as formin-like 3. The record is from RefSeq and is a predicted model, not a curated record. Gene Ontology annotation, biological process: regulation of cell shape; cell migration; cortical actin cytoskeleton organization. Gene Ontology annotation, molecular function: actin filament binding; small GTPase binding. Lineage: Eukaryota; Metazoa; Chordata; Actinopteri; Salmoniformes; Salmonidae. Gene Ontology annotation, cellular component: cytosol.
UAGACUGAAUCACACAACCAUCUGGAUCGCACAACAAUAAUGAAUGCAAAGGCAUCGUAGCCAAGAAAGUUCAGUCCAGCAACUAAGAAGUCGCUAUUUGGGUGGGUUAAAACAUAUAUUAUUGAAAGAAGAUUUUACAGAAAUAGAUGGAGAUGGAUUGGCCUGGUAAAUCGGAAACCAUUCUUUGGAACAGAAAACAAUUGUUACUUUUGAGGUGAGGUUCAGUUUAGAGUAAAUACAGAUGAGAGUUCUCUACAAAUGCAAAAGUAUACGUUUUUUUUUUAAAUGACACCGUAUGGAACUGGUGUGGCGUAAACGUUUGAUUUAAACUGGAACAUUUGGAACAGAAGUGGCUGAUUUUGUAAUAACUCACUGGUGCAUUUUGGAGGAACGCAGGGAAUUUUCCCACUUUUGGAAAAACUCUGAAUAAACGGUCGGAAGAGGGAACUUUAUUUACUCUACUAAAAGGAUACAGUACUGCUUUUAACCAUGGGGAAUAUUGAAAGUGUGGAUGGACAGUCGGACAAUAUGAAGCAUCAUAUGAUGCCAUUGAAAGUGCCCAUGCCUGACCAGUCGGAGUUGGAGGAGAGAUUUGCUUUAGUUUUGAAUUCCAUGAACCUUCCUCCCGACAAAGCCAGACUCCUCAGACAGUAUGAUAAUGACAAGAAAUGGGACCUCAUUUGUGACCAGGAACGGUUUCAGGUGAAGAACCCUCCUCACACCUACAUCUCCAAGCUACGGGGCUACUUAGACCCAGGAGUCACACGCAAGAAGUUCCGAAGGCGGGUCCAGGAAUCCACUAAAGUUCUGAGGGAACUGGAGAUCUCGCUGAGGACCAAUCACAUAGGGUGGGUCCGGGAGUUCCUCAACGAUGAAAACAGAGGUCUGGACAUCCUGGUGGAGUACCUCUCCUUUGCACAAUGUGCUGUCAUGUUGAAUUUUGAGGGUCUGGAUAAUGGGGAGGAGGGCUCCCUGGACAAGGCUACUUCCUGGAGUAGGUCUAUAGAGGAUCUACACCAGAGUGGCGCUCAGCCUUUCUGCAACACGCUGGUCCGCUCGGCGCGCCAGUCUGUGCUCCGGUAUGGCACAGCACCUAACAGCAAAACCAUCAAGAACUCAAGACUCGUGAGCCAGAAGGACGACGUGCACGUUUGCAUCAUGUGCUUGCGAGCGAUAAUGAACUACCAGUAUGGCUUCAACCUGGUAAUGUCCCACGCACACGCAGUCAACGAAAUUGCCUUAAGUCUGAACAAUAAGAACUCAAGGACAAAAGCCCUCGUGCUGGAGCUGCUGGCUGCAGUCUGUCUGGUUAGAGGAGGCCAUGAGAUCAUACUCUCUGCAUUCGACAACUUCAAAGAGGUGUGCAAGGAGAAGCAUCGCUUUGAGAAGCUGAUGGACUAUUUCCAUGUGGAGGAUGGGAACAUUGACUUCAUGGUGGCCUGCAUGCAGUUCAUCAACAUCAUGGUCCACUCGGUAGAAGACAUGAACUUCAGGGUUCACCUGCAGUACGAAUUCACUAAGCUGGGCCUAGAUGACUACCUGGAGAAAUCCAAGUACACAGAGAGUGACAAGCUGUCAGUCCAGAUCCAGGCCUACCUGGACAAUGUGUUUGAUGUGGGCGGCCUGCUGGAGGACGCAGAGACCAAGAACGUGGCUCUGGAGAAGGUGGAGGAACUGGAGGAACACCUGUCCCAUGUGACAGAGAAGCUGCUGGAGGUGGAGAAUGAGACCAUCAUGAAAGUGGCUGACCUGGAGAAGCAGCUCCUGCAGAAGGACAAGGAUCUCCACGUAAUACGGGAGACGUACGAGUCGACCAACACCCAGGUCCACACCCUGAGGAGGAUGAUCAAGGAGAAGGACGCUGCCUUCCAGAGGAGCUUCAACAUCGAGAAGCGCCUGCUGGAGAUGGAACAGCAGGGGACCAUCCGCCUCCGCAAGAAGCCCGAUGGGGACAUCGCCAUCGAGCCCCUGGGAGGGGGUGGUGGAGGAGGAGGGAGUAGAGGUCCGGGGGUGCCUCUGGGUGACUUUGGGCAGAACGGAGGGUUCUCCGUGGGGCCUGGAGGAGUAACAGGGCCAGGAGGACCAGGAGGACCAGGGACUAGUCUACCAUCAGCCAGUGAAGCACCUCCUCCCCCUCCUCCUCCUCCUCCACCUCCUCCUCCUCUGCCCUCUGCUUUAGGAGCUAAUGCUCCACCCCCACCACCUAUGGCCCCGCCUUUACCAGGAACUACACCCAACUUCAUCCUCAAUAUGGGCCUAUCAGCUAUCAGGAUCAAGAAGCCCAUCAAGACCAAGUUCCGCCUGCCUAUAUUCAACUGGACCGCGCUGAAACCCAACCAGAUCAACGGCACGGUCUUCAGUGAGAUAGAUGAUGAACGAGUACUAGAGGAGCUGGAUGUGGAGAAGUUUGAGGAGCUUUUUAAGACCAAGGCCCAGGGUCCUUUGGUGGACCUGUGUGGCCCCAAGACUAAAGUGUCUCAGAAGGCUGCCAACAAGGUCAGCCUGCUGGACGCUAACCGCUCCAAGAACCUGGCCAUCACACUGAGGAAGGCCAACAAGAGCACUGAGGAGAUCUGCAAAGCCAUACAGAGCUUUGAUCUGAAGGCCUUGCCGGUGGACUUCGUGGAGUGUCUGAUGCGGUUCCUUCCCACAGAGGCAGAGGGGAAGACGAUGCGUCAGUACGAGCGGGAGCGGCGACCGCUGGACGCGCUGACGGACGAGGACCGAUUCAUGCUCUUCUUCUCCAAGAUCGAACGGCUCACCCAGAGGAUGAACAUCAUUACCUUCGUAGGGAACUUCACAGACAACGUCAGCAUGCUAACCCCGCAGCUCAACGCCAUCAUCGCAGCGUCCGCGUCCGUCAAGUCUUCACCGAAGUUAAAACGCAUGCUAGAGAUCAUCUUAGCCCUGGGGAACUACAUGAACAGCAGCAAGAGAGGCUCUGUGUAUGGCUUCAAGCUACAAAGUCUUGAUCUGCUGCUGGACACCAAGUCUACAGACAGGAAGAUGACUCUGCUCCACUACAUAGCUGUGGUUGUCAAGGAGAAGUAUCCAGAGCUGGCUAACUUCUUCAACGAACUACACUUUGUGGACAAAGCUGCUGCAGUGUCUCUGGAGAAUGUGCUGCUGGACGUGCGGGAGCUGGGUAAAGGGAUGGAUCUGAUCAGGAGAGAGUGUAGUCUCCACGACCACUCUGUUCUCAAGGGCUUCCUCCAGACCAGCGACACUCAGCUUGACAAACUGCAGAAGGACGCCAAGACUGCGGAGGAAGCCUUCAACAAUGUGGUGAACUAUUUUGGGGAGAGUUCCAAGACGACUCCUCCGUCUGUGUUCUUCCCUGUGUUUGUGCGAUUCAUCAGAGCUUACAAGGAUGCGGUGGUGGACAAUGAGCAGAGGAAAAAGCAGGAGGAAGCCAUGAGAGAGAAAUUACUGGCUCAGGAGGCCAAGCAACACGACCCCAAGGUCCAGGUAGUGAAGAAGAGGCAGCAGCAACAGGAGCUGAUCUCAGAGCUGCGUAAACGCCAGGCUAAGGACCACCGGCCCGUCUACGAGGGGAAGGACGGCACCAUCGAGGAUAUCAUCACAGUGCUGAAGAGCGUCCCCUUCACAGCCCGUACUGCUAAACGAAGCUCACGGUUCUUCUGUGAGGCACAGCUCUGUGACGACUCCAACUGCUAGCCCCUACAGUUCCUCCCCCCUAAUGCCAAGGUUGUCCAGAACAGAUCUCCGCAGCCAGCCUUUCCUGCGGCAUGACGCGCUGAUCCGGAGCGGCUGGAAGAGACCCUAAACAAACCACUCGUUCCUCCUCAUUUACCCCCCAUUCCCUUUAUAACCUCCCCCCUUCCCCACCUGUGUCCCGGUGGUCUCACCCACCCGAGGCUGCAUCUCCCUGCAGAUCAGAGACUGAAAGCCGGACCGGACUGAACCAAUGGCCCAAGUUUUACGGGGGUAUUUAUUUAUUUAUGGAGAUCCUAUAUGGACACGAUCUCUCAACAAGCAGGUAUAAGCACAGACAUCAGGUGGGUUAGCCUACCCCCUCUCCCACUGCAAACACACACCGCAUGCACAAAGGCACACACACAGAAAAUAGAGGACUACAGCGAUUGCCAGUGUUGGCAUUAAGAACAGGACUGGGCAGAGAGUCCAAAGAAGAAGAGUAUGGUGAGUUGAGCCCUUAAAGGGGUGGCUCGCCUCACACAAGCAGGAAGGAAGGACACUGCAACUGCAUAAUGUGGACAUGGAACCUCAAGUGCCUCCUGCCAAGUGCCUGCCAACGUGGAUCUUAUUUCCAUGAAUGUGGAUUUCCUCCGUGCAAGUUGAGGAUGGGAGACAGUCGGUCGGUUGUAUAAAAUGACAGCAUGUGUUGACUCUACUGCUGGGAUUUCCACUUCAAAGAGAACAGGGUUGUUUUCAUAAGGCCCCAAAACGAAAGAAAACAGACUGAAACAGGGAGGGACUAGCUGGACUUGACCAAUAAGAAACGCUUAUUUUUGUUUUCCGUGGCAAAACGCUUUGUGUGCCCUAAUGAAUAUGGCCCAGGGUUUUGCCAUCACAGAAGGGCUCUGUCCACAGAUUAAAGAACGAUUGAAGAUUAUCGUUAGAGACCUUUAAUCUUUGGAGAUGUUUCUGUACAAGCUAGCCAAACCAAACUUCCUCUGCUCUCAUGUCUUAUUUUGAGAACGAAUAAGUGCCUUUUUGUUUAGACAGUAUUAUUUCUGUAACUCAGCUAUAAUUUGUAUCUUUAGAUGUUAAAUAUUUUAUUUUUUAUUGCAUUUGUUUGAUAACAUUACCUUCAAAAACAAAACUAAAACUAAAAAGAAUCAUAUGCAAUGGUUUGGAAUCAGAAUUCCAGCCUUAAUCACUAUACAGUAUUUAAAGGUUGCUUCUCAGCACUGUAAUCUAAAUUAGUUUAGGCCAAGUGUCUUUGAAAUCAUUUGAUGAGUGGGUAAAAACAUUCCAUGUAUUUACUUUCUAUUACUUUUAUCUUUAUGACCUACAGUCCAAUCACCACUUCAGUCUUACCACUUAGGCCAGGAUUCAUUCCAAUCCGCCUUAUAGAGCGGUUGACAUUUAGGGCUCUAUUCAAAAACUGGAUCGCUGGAGCGUUACAGAUUGGGGGAUAGAAAGGUAAUUUCCGACUGAGCCGACAUAUGCAGCGUUUACAGUGAAUGCAGUCGGCGCAAACGCCGGAACUUUGCCUUUAAACUUCAAAUCACGCUGAACUUCUGAGACACGGGUUGAAUAGAGCCCUUUUGAGGUCAGUCCGAUUAAGCCAAGAUAUCCAGCGUUUCCGUCAAUACGGUCAUGCAUUUGUCGGUAGAUAAAGAAUGUAUUGCUGAGUCUAACCAUGUUCUUUAUGCUCUCUUCGCAUCAAGUUUUAGAAUUGUAAUGAUGAACAAUUUCCCCCUUAAUAGCCAUAAAGCAAGCACAAUGAUUGUGCACUCAGAUUUACAAUCUGUGUUUCAAUAUGGCAUUACCACAAAAGGGACAGUGCAUAUUUACACUACUUACAUUGCCUUAAUGUUGUAUGAGACACUACUUCUAUAGCAGAUAUUUUUUACAUGCAUUUACAUUUGAUGUAAAAUCAACGAAUAGAAGCCUUUUACUUGUGCUUUUCUGUCGUAAGGAUGAAAUUAAAUAGUGCCUGAUAUUUGAUGCGUGUUGUCCAAAAGAUGACCCCCCCCCCUUAAUAAACAAAAUGACAAUGUGACUCACAA